AUGAUCGUACUUGCCUCUGUAAGAUAUAUUUUCAUAGUUUAUCUAAAGGGUGCGGUAAUCAUUGCUGAUCCUGUAACUUAAAAAACGGAUGUGACUCUAUAUCAUAAAUAUAAUAUGGCUCUAACAAUGGGUGGACGAAUGCAUUCUUGCCGGCAUCUUAACGAAACCAUCCCAAAUUUAAAAGGCUUACUAGUGCACAGAAUGUGGCAACUCAAUGAGCUAGUUAUCAUAUUUGGGUCAGGAUUAUUAAUGCACCAUUAAAUGCAAUCAAUUGCUGAGAUUGCAAACAAGGCUAUUCAAUAACAAAAUGGGGUAUUUAUGACUAUUGCUAAAAUUAGUGAAAAUGGUUAGGUUCUUAAUUUGUAUGCUUGCCAUGAUGGAUACAUCUCUUCAUCUAACCUAAAAACAUGCUCUCAAACUUGCUAAAUUGGAUACUAUGGAAACCCAUAAUACAAUCUUAGAUCAGGCGUAUAUUAUGCUUUUUGCUAUUAAUGCAGUUCUUCUUGUUUUGAAUGCUCCGAUUUAUAAUUGUGCAAAUCUUGCAUGAAAGGAUAUUAUUUGAGAUUAAAUAACAGGGAAUAAUCAGUUGGAACAUGCUUGCAAAAAUCUUUGGAAAGCUAUGAAGAUACAAUUUAUGUUGGCUCAGUUGGAAGAUUGAAUUCAAGAGAUAGCAGCUUAAUUGACGGCACUAUUAAUAAUUAUUUCAAUUCAAUACAAGAUGCCAUUAAAAAAGCAUAUGAAUUAGGAGCCCCUUAUCAAUCUGCUUAAAUUACAAUUUUAUUGCUAGAUGGAAGUCAUGCGAUGAUAACAAUAAAUUACAAGCUCAGGGAUACAUUCCAUUUUUUAGUAGGUGCUGGACUAACAAUUAAAAAUUUAAUAUUUGAUGCUAUUGAUUCUAGUCUAGACUUGGAAACUGAUAUUAAUUAAAGCAUUUUUUGUGCUUAAAAUCCCUCAUAACAAUGCUGUUAUAUAGAUUCUAAUGGAAAUUUAGCAGGCUAACCUUCUUCAGAGCUAUGUUUUGCUGCUGAAGGCACAAACUUCAUCAAUUUUGACAUGAAUUCCUAGACUAUGAUUACAUCUCCUCCAACCUUAGUGCUUGAACCAAAGGCAUUCAACAUUACCUUGCUUUUCGCUAUAUGUAGAAUCGUCAUAAUUUAAAAAAUUUGGGCAUUAUAAGCCUUGGAUUGA
Molecule: messenger RNA, 1188 nt
Organism: Stylonychia lemnae
Lineage: Eukaryota; Ciliophora; Spirotrichea; Sporadotrichida; Oxytrichidae
Source: the annotation of a GenBank genome assembly